This is a messenger RNA of Pseudozyma flocculosa PF-1, 2856 nucleotides long. RefSeq lists its product as uncharacterized. The transcript is spliced from 2 exons. Gene Ontology annotation, cellular component: mitotic spindle; mitotic spindle pole body; DASH complex. The record is from RefSeq and is a predicted model, not a curated record. Lineage: Eukaryota; Fungi; Basidiomycota; Ustilaginomycetes; Ustilaginales; Ustilaginaceae. The coding region runs from base 1 to 2856 and encodes 951 amino acids. Gene Ontology annotation, biological process: attachment of spindle microtubules to kinetochore.
AUGUACGGCCAGCCCAGACAGUCGCUCUACCCGGGCGGGCCAGGCGGCAUCGACAUGGCCGCAUCGACGGCCACUUCGUCCUCUGGCCCCGCCAACGUGCCCAUCUCGACGCAGAUCCUCCAGCUCGACCAGGAGAUCACCACUGUCCUCCAGGAGAUCGACCAGAACUUCACCACCUGCCACCAGAUUGUCACAUCCCGCAUCCUCCCGGCCGUCAACCGGUACGGCGUCGCAAGCGCUCGCACGUGGCAGGGCGCCAAGUUCUGGAAACACUUCUUCGAGGUCUCGGCCGACGUCGCCCUCACCGCCCGCGUAGACGACCAGGGCGACGGCUACGACGACGGAGAUACGGGCCAGGGCAACGCUUCGUACGAGCAGAGCACCACGCUCGACGGCGAGUCCGAGGCGCACACCACCUUCCAUAGCGACGACGUCACGGCCUCGCCCCGCUCCGACGCCGGCACCGAGCUCUACGACCAAUCCAUCGACCAGCCCCACCCUCGCAGGGGCGCCAGACACGGCGCGGCGGCAACAGGCGACGACAGCGGCGAGAUCAGCGCCUUUGAUUCGGCUGCGGCUGGCCCGCGUCGCAGCUCGCCGCCUCGCUUCAGCAAUGCCUCGAUGGCGGCAGCGGCCCGUCGCGAGGCAGACAAGAAGAAGCAGCAACAACAACAACAGCAGCAGCAGCAGGACCUCGAUGGCGGCGACGCCUCGUUUGCCGAUCCGACAGAGUCGCCGUUUGAGAGGCUGCGACGUGAUCUCACCCAGGAUCUGGGCCGACCAGACGACAGCAACAACGACAGCAUCCUCCACGCCCACGAAAAGCAAUCGGCCCUUGCAUCCAGGGGCAGCGGUGCCAACCGCGUCUACUACGACGACGUCACAAACGACCAGACCAUUGAGGUGGAUCGCUCGCAGCUGGCACAGGACGUAGAGAACCUCGACAUCUCUCGCACCGGAUACCACGGCGCAGGCGACGUCUCCGGCUCGUCUUCGAUCGCACCGCCUCCGCGACUCUCGAAGCCGAUCGGCUCUAGCUCGCCCGGCCGCCACGCAAAGCGGCCUGCCGCCACCACGCCGCGGUCCCGCGGUCCGCUGCUCAACAAGGUGCUCAACUCGGAGCAGCGGAAGCGCGAUGCCGGCGGCUCAGGCCGCCGGCCGCGCGACUCGUUGCCACGCUUCGAGGUGACUCCGCGUGGCAGCUCGUCUGCCUCGAACCCGUUUGCGCAGCCUGCCAGCGUCAAAAUGUGGAACGGCAUCGUGGACCUGCGAAAGACGCCGCUCACCUCGAGAAUGCAAAAGAGCAAGGGCAGCGCCGGCAACAACGGCGGCGGUGCCAGCGGCAACCGAGGCAAAGAACCGAGCCGGCGCGACAACGGGUCGGAGUGGGACUCGGCAGAAGAGGAUGGCGAGGACAACAACUCGUAUGCUUGGCCGGCAGGCAUGUCUCCGCCCAUGACGAUGCAGUUCUCGGUGCCGCAGAGCAAGUACGCGAAGACGCCGGCCAAGGAGGCGGCCAAGCUCAUGGUCGAGGAUCUCCUGAAGAGCGUAGGCGCCACGAGGUCGGUCGGACAGGCCAAUCCUCGAGCGCCGGCUUCGGCAUCGACGUCGAAAGGCCGCGCAAACAGCAGCAGGGAGACGCCGGGCCAGCCAAGGGGCAACUCGGCCGCACCCGGCAGCGCCGCCAGCACUGCCAGCAGCAGCCACCCGCCGCGGGCAGGCUCGGCCCGGCCUGCAGGUCCCGUAGACACGCCACUGCAGCGAAGCAAGAGGGAAGCGAAGGCCGUGGACAGGGCGGCAGCAGCGGCGGGACGGCAUCGCCGUCGAGAUUCCAUGCCGACGCCGCCGACGCUGACCAAGAGGGGUCCGUCGCUCUCGGCAGCUGGUGGUGGCGGCGCGACGUCGUCGAGGCCUCGCAUGUCGACGACACCCGAGGUGACUCCGCAGGCCGGGUCGUUUGCCGCCAACUCGAGCGGCAGCCUGUUGCGCCGUGGACCUGCCGGCGCCGGUCUGGACGGGUCGGAAGCCAGCAGCGCGGCGGCGAUGCUGAUGGACGAAGACGAGGGUCUCACGACGGGACGAGGACGACGGGCGAUGGGACCUUCUUCGUCCGAUGACGGGUACGACGACGAGGAGGAGGAACAGGAGGUUCCUGCCAACCUCGGCACCAAGCUGAGCGCAGUGGCGCUCCAGUCGCAGAUGGGCGGUGCCGCCGCCUCUGCCGCAGGCGGAGGGGCGGCGGUGCACGCGCUGCCGGAGGAGGACGAAGACUCGUCCGAGGACUCGUCGCUCGACUCGGACGACGAUGACGAGGAGGACGACGAAGACGACGACGGCGGUCUCCAGGCGCCGGGAUCCGUGGCGAGCUCUCGCUUCUCCUCGUCUUCCAACAACUACAACAACCAGCCGGGCAACGCCAACGUCACGGCGACGGCGACGGGGACGGGCUGGUCGACGUCUAGCUUCUCCUCCAACUCGCGCGUCGGCGGCGGUGGGGCGAGGAGCAUCGAGGACGAUACGCUGUUUGGCGUGCCCAAGCCCCAGCCGCGCGACGAGGGGGCGAGCGGUGGCGGCGGUGGCGGCGGUGGUGCGGGGCUGAGGAACCCGUUCAGCUCGCUCGCACCGUCCUCCUCGUCAUCGGCGACGGCGGCAGCGGCAGCGGCGGCGGGCGGAGGUGCGAGACGAGGAGGAGCGGGCGAUGGAGAAGGUGGCGGUGCAGCAAGAGACUUUGUCGUCUGGGGCCAGGUCGACGAGAUGGGCACCGUACACGGCGGUCGGCCUUUGAUUGAUCGAGACGAUACCUACUCGGCGCCCAGCCCGACGCCGAUGCACUUCAGUCAGGCUGCGCGACGAUGA